AGCUUGUCUCCAGAAACUAGAAACUGUGCUUAAUUCAGCUGCUGACAAGACAUGACAGCUUCAGCGGCUGACAAGACCGAGCAGUAUGUGCGGUUGGAGUGUAUAGAUAUUUUAAUCCACGUGACCACGGGAAAGAUAAAUAUAGAAAUACCACAUGAUCUGUCGACUUAACAGGAAUGCUAUAAUAUGCAUAUGCACAUCUUGAUUUUGGAAGCCAUGCUCUGCUAUUCCCGAGUCUGUGAUACUAGUGUGCUGAUUACUGUAUAGACCUGAAGAGUUCGAUUUCUACAUUGACUGUCUCGCGAGGACAAAAAAUGUAAACAUUGUGUUAAGUCUUACGUGCACAGAUCGUCUUGCACGUGCUGGAGAUACAUCAUUGUUUAUAAUAUAUUUGUUUACUACGUAGUUGAAAACCUGAUCAGACUGUGAGGAACAAACAAAUUAACGGCUACUGUGGUAUUUACUUAAAGCGAUCGGUCAGUAAGUGAUACAGAACCAUGGAGUGGACACUUCUCAGCGUAGCCAUUACUUUGGUAAUGGUCGGAGAGCUGGUACAGGCAGAUCAACAACUUUCAAGACAAGAUGUCCUCAAUCACCUCCUCAACACUUCUCGGUACGAUUCGAGUAUAGCUCCAAACUUUGAGCAUGACACAGCGACAAAUGUGACGAUCCAGCUGUUCGUCCGCAGCAUACAUUCCAUACGAGAGAUAUCUAUGGACUUUUCUGUGGAUAUAUUUCUACGUCAAAAAUGGAUUGAUCCUCGUCUUGUGUUCACCAAUAUGACUGACAUCACAAGACUCGAGUUGGAUCAGAAACUCAUUGACAAAGUCUGGGUCCCCGACACAAUCUUCACUAACGAGAAAGAGGCCGCUGUCCAUUCUAUAACAGUACCAAACAAACUCAUGCAUCUGUACCAGAACGGGACUGUGUUCUACAGCGCAAGGAUUGGAAUGACAUUGAAUUGCCAUAUGGAGCUCCAAAAGUACCCACUUGAUUCACAGUUCUGUCCGUUUUACAUGGAGAGCUACGGAUACACGACAGAAAACCUUGUAUUCCACUGGGAUCAAAAGAAUGCUUUGGAAAUUACUGAUGUUGAACUGCCUCAGUUCUUCAUAGAAUCUGUGUCUUACUUCGACCGAUGUGACAAAGACUAUGGAGAAGCUGGUAUUUUCACGUGUUUGGAGGCUGGAGUUCGGUUGAAAAGGAACACCGGGUAUUACGUCAUUCAAGUAUUCGUACCCAGUAUCCUUAUUGUAAUUCUCUCUUGGGUCUCGUUUUGGAUCGACAUUGAUUCGACACCAGCCAGAAUAUCAUUGGGUGUUCUCACUGUGCUCACCAUGACAACGCAGAGUUCAGGUGCACGCUCCCAGCUACCACGUGUGUCGUAUGUAAAAGCUAUUGACGUAUGGAUGGCCACGUGUCUCUUCUUCGUUUUUGGAGCAUUAAUAGAAUUCGCUUGUGCUAAUGUGACAUUCAGAGGGAAAAAGAAGGUGAAUGGUCUCCACGCGACGGCUCAAGAGAGUGGCGAUGGUGCACCAAAUAAAUCUAAACUCCGAUUUUUUAAGAAAUGUGACGACCCGAAGAGACGAGCUCGAUAUAUCGACAAAUUUUCCCGGGUCCUGUUUCCUCUCGCUUUUAUCAUUUUUAAUUUGAUAUUUUGGAUGUAUUAUUCCUUCGCACCAGACGAUAAUCAACGUAUUACAUAAACGGUUUUUGUUUUGUUUUGUUUUUUGUUUUUGUUUUUUUUUUUUUUAUCUUUUUCCUUCCUGUUUACCCAAUUAUCUGCAGGUUAUAAGAAUUGUAAAGCACGAUUUACCAUUCCAGAGGAUAUGUCAACAUUUGUAUAAAUUUGUUGCUAAGCUACCAAGCUUUCAAUUUUUUAAGAAGGAAAUUGAUAUGCAUAGUUUUUUUCAAUAAUUGAUAGAUACUGUAUGGCUGGUUAUUUUCGCGAGUCAAAACAUUUCGCGAUUUUCUAUUUAAAAGAUCUCGAAUAACAUUUUAACGAAUUAAAAUAUCGCACACUUGAUGUGAAAGGACGUUUACGCACAAUUUGUCUCAUUUUCGCGAUCUUUUUAAUAAACCGCGAAAAAUGGAAAAUAUCAUCCCCGUAAAAUAACCUGCUAUACGGUAUAAUGGUUACUUUCGGAGCAGUUCUUUUGUUUUAAGAUGCAUACAGUGAUUACUUGCUUAUUUCAAAACAAAAUGUGAUAGACGGUCUCUAUGUUAUUUUCUGUAGAGACAAUAUAUGCGUUAAGAAAAUGACUUAGGGAUUUCCAAUAUAUCUGCCAUUUAGUUACAAGAACCAUACGGCAUCAACAGUAGGUAAUGUCCAUUGUUUGUCGCGCUUUUCAUGUUUUUGCAUUUCAAUGUGUGUGUAACACGAUCGUCAAACGUGCGUGGUUUUAAUUCUGAAAUUAGGAUAUGUUCUAUUUUAAAGAUUUUCUUUUUAGCUUUUUUUUAUAAGUGAUAAUCCAUAAAAUUCAACAUAAAUAUUUGAUUUAACGUCUUUCAUUCAUGUUACCUACCUUUUCAAAGUGUUACUUCUGAAGUAAAUUUCAAAUUGUCAAUAUGCUUACAGUAUUAAUGUUAUGCUGUUUGACAGCUUGUAUUUGUGAAUAUAUGAUGAGUUGCUUGCUAAAUGUUUAACAUUUUUAUACCUGUUGUAUCUUUUCACCGCUAUUUGUGUACUUUGAUAUCACCUGGUACAGGUACAUUUGAUACUUGUUUAAUGAUGUUAAAAAGCUUCUUAUAUGAUAAGAUAUAACAUCAGCCCUUCCAAAUGAUCUUGAGAAACUUGCAACUUAUUUAAAUGAAUCUUGUUUUGUCCAAUUUGUAUAUUAAAUUUAAUUUUCUUCAAAAGAAUGAACGUUUUAAUAAACUUUUAAGAUAGUAAUAUAUUG
This is a messenger RNA of Ylistrum balloti, 2900 nucleotides long. RefSeq names its product glycine receptor subunit alphaZ1-like. Gene Ontology annotation, molecular function: chloride channel activity; neurotransmitter receptor activity; transmembrane signaling receptor activity. The coding region runs from base 498 to 1706 and encodes 402 amino acids. Gene Ontology annotation, cellular component: neuron projection; membrane; synapse. The record is from RefSeq and is a predicted model, not a curated record. Gene Ontology annotation, biological process: chemical synaptic transmission; chloride transmembrane transport; regulation of membrane potential. Lineage: Eukaryota; Metazoa; Mollusca; Bivalvia; Pectinida; Pectinidae. The transcript is spliced from 8 exons.